Messenger RNA from Lathyrus oleraceus (garden pea), 657 nucleotides. RefSeq lists its product as uncharacterized. Gene Ontology annotation, molecular function: nucleic acid binding; zinc ion binding. Lineage: Eukaryota; Viridiplantae; Streptophyta; Magnoliopsida; Fabales; Fabaceae. The transcript has a single exon. The record is from RefSeq and is a predicted model, not a curated record. Bases 1 to 657 code for a protein of 218 amino acids.
AUGGAGCGUUACUUUCUAAAAUACGUGCAUAGGAAGAAAGAGAUCGAGUUUCUAGAGCUAGAACAAAGGAAUUCUAUUGUUGUUGAGUAUGCUGCCAGGUUCGAGGAACUUGUGAAGUUUUGUCCAUAUUAUAAUGGUGUAGCUACAAAGGCUUCUAAAUGCUUUAAGUUUGAGAAUGGGUUGUGUCCUGAGAUCAAGCAGGGCCUUGGUUAUCAACAGAUUUGGUGGUUUCUGGAACUGGUGAACAAAUGCAGGAUUUAUAAUGAAGACAUCAGGGCUUGGUCUUCCCAUUAUAAAAGUAUGAAUGAAAAGACGGGAAAGCAAUUGAAUCGUGGAAAACUAUAUAGUUCUAUAGCUGACAAAGGGAAACAUAAGGUUUCACAGGGUAAAAAUCCAAGUGGGGGAGGGACUCCUGCUUCUAUCAAAUGUUAUAGGUGUGGUGGUGCAGGACAUGAUGUCAAUGAAUGCAAGAGUGAUGAAAAGAUUAAUGUUGAUUUCAAGACUAAUGUGCCAAAUUGUUACAACUGUGGGGAACCUAGUCACAUCAACACCCACUAUCAAAAGCCAAAGAAAGCUCAAUUUGGAGGGAAAGUGUUUGCACAGACAGGAUCUCAGACUACUAGUUCCGAUAGGUUGAUUCGAGGUACAUAUUGUUGA